Molecule: messenger RNA, 1127 nt
Organism: Punica granatum (pomegranate)
Lineage: Eukaryota; Viridiplantae; Streptophyta; Magnoliopsida; Myrtales; Lythraceae
Source: RefSeq, a predicted model, not a curated record
CUUCAAGUGCGAAAAUGGCCGCCGCAGCAAACUCCAUUCCCUCCUUCUCUGUGAAUUUGAAUUGCUGCCCAAGACCGAAGAAGAGGAGCCGGCGACGGAGAUGGAAGUGGCAGAGAUCGAGACGGCGGCAGAAACCAUGAGCAUCUCCGUACUGUAUCACCUAAUCAACGACGUGCUAGGGUUCCUCCUCUACAUGCAUCAGCAGAUCCCCUCCAUGUUGCAGGACAUCGGGGUCGAAUUUGACAUGCUGCAGAGUGCCUAUACCCAGUUGGAGGCGGAGUUAGCAAGUACCGACCUGAAAGCUUCCAUUCGAAGAAAGCAUAAUGGCAGAUCGAGAGAGGUUAGGCAGGGAAUCCGAAGACUUGAGAAGCUUGUUAAUGCAGUUUCCAGUGCCCAGGUUGCCUUGAAACUGGUCCUUAGUGAAUGUCCGGGCACCUCUGAAGUGAUUCUGAUUCUUGGAAGCAGUCCCUUGAGGCCUCAGUAUGUUUAUGAGCUGUGUUUUCUGCACGGGAAUAUAUCUCUGAGUGGUUCUAGUGAUUACUCUAAGUGCAGGGCGGCUGAGGUGCUCUCAAAGAGGGCUAUUCGAAUGCUUAUCUCAAAGGGGGUUGGCUCUAGGUCCUACCCAGGUUGUACAAAGCUGUUUAUCUUCGUAAAAGCUCCUUCUUCUUUCAAUCAGCCUCUGCAUUAUCUUCCCAAGCGAGAGUUCAAGUACAAUAAGAAGAUUGUGCCAUUUAGAUUACGAUUCAAGUGUCGAGCUCAAGAUCAGGUGAUGGAUAAGUUGGAUCAUCAGUCUGAAACUGGCAGUUCUGAGUGUUUGGGAGAUCACAUAUCAACUGAUUUAAUCUGGUUUCAGUGUCGGCAUGUUAUCAAGGGCCUGGUGUCCAAGGCAACAUUACCAGAAGAAUGACGUGCCCACAUUCUCUCUAUACAGAAGUUUUUCCUGUUGCAGUGUUCUGUGUAUUCACUGAUGCUUGUUUACUGGGCAUAAGCUUUAUCCUUUUCGCUUUGUCAUCUCUUGAUAAUUCUAGCCUCUGUGAAGAAAUAACAAUUUCUACUUAGGAUAAGAGAUGCAGGAUGUAAAAUGUUCAGCUCUGUUGGUUUUUCUCAUUCUCGAAAUUUUCAGUUCC